AACAUUUGCAUUUCAAAGUCAAAGGUUCGACAGGGAAGCUGAAAGCUGAUGACUUGGAAGGAGAAGGGAGCUGUGCUAGUUUGCUUCCUCGGUAACCUCCGAUCCAAAAUACACAGGGUCUAAUCACUCAGGAACAAGGGAAUAAUGGCGGCUCGUCCAGUCACGGAAAAUGCAAAGGAGCUUCCAGACUUCAUGCAGUUAAAUGACCUGGCUUGCCAAACAGCAGGAGGCAAGGUCCUGUUUGCUACAGAUGAUUGGUUUGCUUCUGCGGAAAAUUUGUUGAAGAGAGAAGCAGCACAAUGGAAAGCAAACGCUUUUACUGAGUUUGGCAAAUGGAUGGAUGGCUGGGAAACCAGGAGGAAACGAAUUCCAGGUCAUGACUGGUGUGUUAUCCAGCUCGGCGUGCCUGGAGUCAUUCAUGGAUUUGACGUUGAUACUUCUUAUUUUACUGGCAAUUAUGCUCCUCGCAUAUCGAUCCAAGCUGCGUGCCUAGAUCCGGAUGAGGUUCCCAACGUACCUCCAAGAGGAGAUAAAACAGGAACAGCUGCUUUGGAAGAGGAGUUUAAGGCUAUCAACAAGCUGAAGUCAAACCUCUGGACUGAACUGGUUCCUAUGACAGUCCUACAGCCAGGCUACAUUGACACUCAUCACAAUUAUUUACCGGUUCAAUUGCUUGAGCGAUGGACGCACAUAAGACUUAACAUGUACCCAGAUGGUGGGAUUGCACGAUUUAGGGUUUAUGGUGUCGGUCACAGGGACUGGUCAGCUGUUUCACAGGACCAGACAGUGGAUCUCGCAGCAAUGGUCAAUGGAGGUGUUUGUGUGGGAUACAGCAAUGCUCAUUUUGGUCAUCCCAAGAACAUGUUAGGCAUUGGGAGAUCGAAUGUGAUGUCUGAUGGAUGGGAAACUGCCAGAAGAUUGGACAGACCAGCAGUAUUAAAGGUGGAUGAUCAUGGUGUUUUACAGGUUCCUGGUUGUGAAUGGGCUGUUUUUAGGCUUGGACAUCCUGGAGUAAUAACUCGUGUUGAGAUCGACACAUGUCAAUUCAAAGGUAAUUUUCCAGAUAACUGCAAAAUUGAAGCAUGUGCCAUGAUUCCUGAAGAGGAGAUGGAAAGCGUUCGACUCAAUUGGGAAAAUGAUCAGGAUUUGAAAUGGAAAUUACUUCUGCCGGUUACUAAGCUACAUCCACAUCUGCAGCAUUUCUUUGAAGGCAGUGCCAUCAAAAUGAGCGAGACCAUAACUCACGUGCGUCUAAUCAUGGCCCCAGAUGGAGGGAUCAGUAGGAUGAGGCUGACAGGGCACCCAAGCACCCUGCCUACUGUAAACCAGUGAGGAGCAGCUCUUCAAAUCAACCCCCAACCCCCUAUCCAAGGCUCUCAGUUACACCAAUUAAAUCUAUUCAAUCUUUCCAUCUUCUGGACUACUCCAUGUUAUAGAAAUUUGUUGUACAAUCAUACAAUCAUAGAAUCUUACAGCAAAAAAGAAGACCAUUUGGCCCAUUGUGCCCGUGCCGGUGCUUUGAAUGAGCUACCAACUCGUUCCACACCCCCGCUCUUACCCCAUAGCCCUGCAAAUUUAUCUUUUUUAAGUAUUAUGAAGCAUAAAUUUCUUGUGUUCUAAUGAGGAUGGAAUAUAUAUUAUUAAGGUAUUAGGGUAUAUCAUUACUAGAAUAUAUAAUAAUAAUAUUAAUCCUUGCAUUCGAUAUAGCACUUCUAGACAUCUCGAGACAAUACACGGAACAUACUGUAAAGUGAAUUGACUGUACUUUUUGUGGGCAAAAUAUGAAAAAGAUAAUAAUCCUUUGAGACGUGUCGAAGACAUGAUAAGGCACUAUAUCAAAUGUAAGGAUUAUUAUUAUAUAAAAUUAUUUACUAUGAAAGUUGUUAUUGAUUUUUUUCUAAAAUUUGAGGGACGUAACCUAUAAUUCGAUACGUCUGACUGUAUAGCGGAACAUAACUAAGUGAUGGGCAAAUACCUGCAGGGAUGAAUCGAUACAGGAAAUUGCAUGACCUAAUAAAGAUGCAUUAGUAAUAGUAGUAAUUAUAUGCUGUGAAAAUCCUAUUCUGGACUUACCCGAGCAUGUGGCAAGUCUGAUCUAGAGAUGCUAUAACCUGUAUGUUACUUUUUCACUUUAACAAAACAAUGUAUGGGUGCUCUCACUGGCUGGUUUUAAUGAAUUAAAAUGAAAAUGUUCAGAA
Molecule: messenger RNA, 2198 nt
Organism: Callorhinchus milii (elephant shark)
Lineage: Eukaryota; Metazoa; Chordata; Chondrichthyes; Chimaeriformes; Callorhinchidae
Gene: allc
Product: allantoicase
Exons: 12
Coding region: 145-1332 (395 amino acids)
Biological process (GO): allantoin catabolic process
Molecular function (GO): allantoicase activity
Source: RefSeq, a predicted model, not a curated record